UCAACAUCCGGGUCACGACCAUAUCGGUCAGUGGAGCGCCAGAAAAUGCCCAGCAUCAAAACAGCAGCGUUUUUUAACUAAGAUCCACGGCGUUCACUGCGAUCCGACUGUCGGGUGGUUCAUAAUCUGGAGCGAUACUGACUCGAGCGGCGGAGAUCGAAGAAGAGCGAGCGGCUUGAGUCAGGCGCACCUGCUGCCGAGGCGAUGAGCAGCAACAGUCACCCUCUGCGGCCGCUGAGCUCCGUGUCGGAGAUCGAUCACGUGCACCUGCUGUCGGAGCAGCUGGGCUCGCUGGUGUCGGGACAGGAGUACAGCGACGUGACCUUCGUGGUGGAGCAGAAGCGCUUUCCCGCGCACCGCGUCAUUCUGGCGGCGAGAUGCCACUACUUCAGGGCUCUUCUGUACGGCGGAAUGAAGGAGUCGCAGCCGCAGGCCGAGGUGCGUUUGGAGGACACCCGCGCCGAAGCCUUCGGGAUGCUGCUGCAGUAUCUGUACACGGGCCGGGCCAGUCUCAGCUCGGCACGCGAGGAGGUUCUGCUGGACUUCCUGGGCCUCGCCAACCGCUACGGCCUGCAGCUGCUGGAGGACUCCACGUCUGAGUUCCUGCGCACGGUGCUGAACACACAGAACGUCUGCCUGGUGUUCGACGUGGCCACCCUGUACUCCCUGAGCGCCCUCGCCGCCGCCUGCUGCUCCUACAUGGACCGGCACGCUCCGGACGUCCUGCUGUCCGACGGCUUCAUGGCGCUUUCUAAGGCGGCUCUGUUGACGGUCGUUCGGCGCGACUCUUUUGCAGCCAGCGAGCGGGAGAUUUUCCAGGCUUUGGCCCGCUGGUGUCGGCAGAACGGCGACGGGACGGCCACGCAGGAAGUGAUGUCAGCGGUGCGUCUGCCGCUCAUGACGCUGACCGAGAUGCUGAACACGGUGCGUCCGUCGGGUCUGGUUAGUCCCGACGACCUUCUGGACGCCAUCAAGAUGCGCUCGGAAAGCCGAGACAUGGACCUGAACUACCGCGGCAUGCUGAUUCCUGAGGAGAACAUCGCUACGAUGAAGUACGGCGCUCAGGUGGUCAAAGGUGAGCUGAAAUCGGCGUUGCUUGACGGAGACACGCAGAACUACGAUCUGGACCACGGCUUCUCCAGACACCCCAUAGAGGAGGACGGUCGCGCCGGGAUCCAGGUCAAACUCGGCCAGGCGUACAUCAUCAACCACAUCCGCAUCCUCCUGUGGGACCGGGACAGUCGCUCGUACUCGUAUUAUAUCGAGGUGUCUAUGGAUGAGCUGGACUGGGUUCGAGUGGUGGAUCACUCCAAGUUCCUGUGCCGCUCCUGGCAGAACCUCUACUUCUCUCCUCGUGUCUGCAGGUACGUGAGGAUUGUAGGAACACACAACACCGUCAAUAAAGUCUUCCAUCUGGUGGCCUUCGAGUGCAUGUUCACCAACCGUCCUUUCACUCUGGAGAAAGGCAUUGUGGUGCCCAGUGAAAACGUGGCCACCGUCUCGGCGUGUGCGAGCGUGACCGAGGGAGUGAGCCGCAGCAGAAACGCCCUCCUGAACGGAGACACGCGCAACUACGACUGGGACUCGGGCUACACGUGUCAUCAGCUGGGCUCGGGAGCCAUCGUCAUACAGCUGGCACAGCCCUACGUCAUCAGCUCCCUCAGGCUGUUGCUGUGGGACUGUGACGAGCGCUCGUACAGUUACUACAUCGAGGUGUCCACCAACCAGCAGCACUGGACUAAAGUGGUGGACCGGACCAAAGUGUCCUGUCGAUCCUGGCAGACGCUCACGUUUGAGAAGCACGCGGCGUCGUUCGUUCGGAUCGUGGGAACGCACAACACUGCCAAUGAGGUCUUUCACUGCGUGCACUUUGAGUGUCCCUCGCAGCUGGACGGCGAGGUCGCGGAGGGCGGCCCAGGACCCGCUCCGUCCCAUCAGACGAGUCCGUCCCGCGCUCAGCCCUCGUGAUGGUCGUCCGGAGUCCCGCUGACUGCGGCGGAGAGACGAUCGCGCUCCUCGUCAGCAUCACCGCACCUUCACUUACGAAUAAGCUCAUCCGAUUCAUCCGCAUCACCCAGGUUUUAUUGGUUGUUUUUUAUGUUAUUUAUUAGAUCGUUUACUUAUUGUUGUAAAUGUCAGUUGAUCUGAAGUAUCAUAAAACAUAUUUAUUCAAAUAA
Labeo rohita (rohu) is the source of this 2177-nucleotide messenger RNA. RefSeq names its product BTB/POZ domain-containing protein 9. Gene Ontology annotation, molecular function: protein binding. The transcript has 11 exons. The record is from RefSeq and is a predicted model, not a curated record. Lineage: Eukaryota; Metazoa; Chordata; Actinopteri; Cypriniformes; Cyprinidae. Gene Ontology annotation, biological process: circadian behavior; modulation of chemical synaptic transmission; adult locomotory behavior. Bases 205 to 1968 code for a protein of 587 amino acids.